AUGAUCCGACAGUUGCUUUUUGGAAGCAAGUCUGAAGACGAGCAAAAUACACAAAAAGACGGAACUUCCGCCCAUAUAUAUGAGAAAGAGUUGAAAGAAGAAGAAUUGAAGGAAGAGGAGGCGGAUGAACGUUGGGAUGAAAAAGACGAAGAGUUGAGCGAAGACUACUCAGAGCGAGAGGAGGGCGAUGAAAUCCGUGAUAACGAGCCACGGAAUAGCCCCGAGGGACCUCAGCCUUUGGGGGCUUGGGGCUGUAUAGGCCGCUGUAUAAGACGGUGUCGCUGUCGACGAGACCCUUCAAGAAACGACGAUGGCGGGGACGGCGAUGGCGACGACGGCGACGACCGCAAUGCAAAGUCCGUGAAGCUCGUGACGCUUGUAAGCAGCAGAAACAACAACAACAACAACAACAACAACAAUUCCACCACCCAGCAGCCUGCUGCGCCUACUGGUCGCGUUCCUGUCCCCGCGCUCGUCCCCGCGCCUGUUCCUGCUCCCGCUCCCGAGCCUGUUCCCGCCCCUGCUCCCGCCCCUGCUCCCGCCCCUGCUCCCGCUCCCGCUCCUGUCCCCGCUCCUGUCUCCGCUCAUCGUCCUCUUGCUCCGCCUGCGCGUCCCGCUCCUCGUCCUCCUACCGCGCCUACCGGAAAUGAACCUAGAAGUCAAGGUUCUAGUGGCAUCAAGCGCCCAUCGAGUGAUCCAGAGGGCCCUGAGGGCAAAAGGCAACAGACAAAGCCACCUGGUGAUGAUCCAGAGGAUUAG
Messenger RNA from Penicillium brevicompactum, 759 nucleotides. RefSeq lists its product as uncharacterized. The coding region runs from base 1 to 759 and encodes 252 amino acids. Lineage: Eukaryota; Fungi; Ascomycota; Eurotiomycetes; Eurotiales; Aspergillaceae. The transcript has a single exon. The record is from RefSeq and is a predicted model, not a curated record.